AUGAAUGGCGACAUGUUUUGUGCUCAGGAGUUAUCCAGUCUAUUAUCUGGCGGCUCCCAAUCUUGGGCGGAGAAUCCAACUCGGAAACAGCUGCAGUCUGAACAAACCGAGUUAAAUCGAGUUGGUAAAACACUCACUCCUGGAUCUAUUGGUCUUCCCAAAAAAACGGUAUCUACUACAGGUGUAGCUGUAAAGCCACAGUUAGAUUCCAAGGACAUUUGGGAUGAAAAUGAGGUGGAUGAUUACGUUGAGGAUGAUGACCCGAGACCAGCACCAAUAUACAGCUUUGGAUAUCGGCAAAAGGUGUCCUCGGAAGACAUGUUUCUUGGAAUGAGUGGUAAAUGCAACUCUAUUGGUCACUGUGAUGAAUGUGUCGUCAAAGUAGAGUUGCCAGAAACACUUUCAAAGGACAUUGAAAUGAGUUUUAUAAACAACAUUAUGGAUCUCAGAUGUCCUCGAUUUAAGCUAAAGUUUCCACUGCCCGUCAGUGUCAAUGACAAGAGCGGAAGUGCACAUUUUGAUUCGACUGCAUACAUGCAGUCAGGCGGUGAUGGCCGAAUGCAUGGGCGAGGAACUGGUGCAAGUCGUCACAAUAAAAACCGUUUUUCUAGUGGACAAGGAAAAAGGCAAUCCAAGACAGGCAAUGGCAUUGCUGUGGAUGGACCAGCUACUGGCUUUAAUGCAGGCAAUACUGCUGAUGUUCGAAUGGCAUCUAGACAGUCGGCUACUGUUCAACAAAAACCAAGUCAGAUGCUUUCCAAACAGCAAUCUGGACCAGCCUAUUCUGCAGAAACAUUGGCAGCAAUCAUUAAACAACUAAAAGAUGCCACUAUUUCUCAGUCUGGAGCGACGAAUAAAGGAAUACAUGACGUAUCCCAGAUUAAUUCGCCAUCAAAGCAGUCAGAGCUUAUUCCAGAUGUCACUCAUUUGAGACUUCAGAUCGCCAUGCUAGCAGAGGAUGCUAUUUUAUCUGAUCCACAAACUGCACUACAGCAAGGACUAGACGAAACACUUUGGUCUUUGGUAUACCAACAGCGUAUUCAAAUUCUUCGCAAUAGCAUUCAAUCAUUGCAAAAACAGCAGUCCAUAUCUUCAAAAGAAAUACCACAAAAUCAUAUAGAUGGUAUAGACCGCAUUAAAGAUGAAUUGGCAUCCCUUUUAAAAUCGGCAACUUGUUUUUACAGGACACUGAUAUUGGAACUGGACAGUCGUCAGGAAGAGUUGUGGUCUACAGUUUCAAUUUGGGAAUUGCUGAAAAUCAACAAAAGUAACCAUAUCCCAGAUGUAAAGGAAUCUAUACGUACACUCAUCUUCAACUGCCUAGUUUUUCUUGGAGAUAUUGAACGCUAUAGCUUCUCCCUAGUUUUUCCCGACUCUUCAGUUUGGCAUACCUCGCUGAUGUACUAUGAGAAAGCAUUAAGAAUUCUUCCAUUUGUUGCUCGUCCACACUCCAAAAUUGCAAUGAUGUAUAGUUUUCAAAAAAAUACUCUUGAAUGUGUGUAUCAUUGUGCUCUCAGUGUUGGGAUCGCCAAAGAAUCGGCAGUAAUUCGCGAUAAUUUGACUCAUGCUUUUCAUAAGCUAUCCAAUGAUCUACCCAGUGAUUCAAAUACUUGGGUAACUUUGAUUUUACAAUAUGCUGCUCAGCUGUUCUUGGCAGCUAAUGACAAGCAAAAUACCAUUGGUUCAUUGGAUUCCAACAUACUUGAAGCAGUAGCAUUGGCAGAUUUUACUUUGUCUCAAACUAUAAAACAGCUCGUCAAAUUAGCAACCAUAUUCAUAGUUAUUGCAAGCGAUUUGGAUUACAAAUUUGAAUCUACUCCACAAAGUGAUGUAGCAAAACGUCAAGAUAUUCGCUACGCACAGACAGUAACAGUUGCUGGAUUGCUAACAAUGGCAUCGAUUUCAUUGAAGAUUUUAAAUGAGCAAUGUGAAAAUGAGACGUUCAUCGACGAUAUCAAUACCGAUGGGUUUGCACUGUCGACCCAUCUGGUGCACGUCUCGCUUGUAUCGACAUAUCUAUCCAUUCAUGUUGAACAGCUACAAGUUUUACAAGUAUACAGUAAACAAUUGGCGAUUCAGUCUAUGCAACAUAGAUUAUCUCAUUUUACAUCUCUUUUAGCAAACUUUGUAAAUUUCAUUUCAUUGUUUGCAGAUGUGGAAAGCAACAACAAGCCAACGCUUGAAGAUAUUGCUUUGGUUGGUCUUGAAUGUAUGCGCAAGAUAUAUCUCUCUGUUGACAGCAGUUUAGAACAAACUCGCAUUGACUCGGAUCCAAUAUCUACAAGAUUAUCGCGAAUAGCAAAUCUAGCAAGAGAAAUUGCUCAAACAACACAAUUUUCAGAAUUUUGGUGGGAUGAAGACCAGUGCAAGUUUAUGUCGGUCGAUCUUGAAGAAAGGGCAGGUUAUAUUGGGCUUGAAUGGGCUUAUAGAGUUGAUAGACGAAAUCAAAUCAGUGGUAUGCGAACACUUGCAUCCGAACGUCUUAAGGAUCAAGUUCAGUCACUGCAACUCAAGGCAGAUCGAGAGAGUAGUAAAGCAUAUCCCUUUGCUGUUUUAGAUGCACAUGCAUUGAUUGAUGCGUUACCAGCCAUCAAAUUUUGUCUAAUGAAACAAACUUGUGUGAUUGCCAUACCCAUUGAUGUGAUUCAUGAUUUGGAUCAAUUUAAAACUGGAACCAACACAAUCAAUGUGCGUGCUCGAGAAUGUAUUCGAUAUCUUGAGCAACGUUUCAAGUAUCGAUCACCAUUUCUAGUUGGACAGCAGGCAGGUGAAGCAAUCGAACCCACACAACGUGCUGCUGUUCAUGCAGAGGAUGCCUUGUUAAAAACCAACAGUAGCGCUGUGUUUGUACCCGAGACCUAUAAAGGAAUCAUGACAUAUUGCUUGUUUGUUCGUGCCCGUGUCAAAACAGCAUGGAGUUUUGGAAAGAUUGGCGACUUUAUGCUUGUAACAGACGACUCUUCAAGAAUGGAUGUUGCACGAUCGCUUGGAAUUUCUUGCUUAUCUGUUGGCUCCUGGAGAGCACGGUAUGGCGGCAGUCUUAGGUUUCAAUCAAGAACGUCUCUGUAA
Molecule: messenger RNA, 3069 nt
Organism: Batrachochytrium dendrobatidis JAM81
Lineage: Eukaryota; Fungi; Chytridiomycota; Chytridiomycetes; Rhizophydiales
Exons: 16
Coding region: 1-3069 (1022 amino acids)
Biological process (GO): axonemal dynein complex assembly
Cellular component (GO): cytoplasm
Molecular function (GO): dynein intermediate chain binding; protein-folding chaperone binding
Source: RefSeq, a predicted model, not a curated record